Messenger RNA from Lutzomyia longipalpis, 2136 nucleotides. RefSeq lists its product as uncharacterized. Lineage: Eukaryota; Metazoa; Arthropoda; Insecta; Diptera; Psychodidae. The transcript has 2 exons. The coding region runs from base 414 to 1169 and encodes 251 amino acids. The record is from RefSeq and is a predicted model, not a curated record.
AUCAUUCAGCAUCAGUGAUUCUCAGGCUCUUGUUCAGUGGAGUGCUACGUUGCCAACAAAAUUGCACAACAUUUGAGUUUUGCCGGUGGUGGAUUAGACACUCUGUGUUGUUUUCUUGUUGCCGAAGAAAAACAUACACUCUGUAUUUUCUCCUUUUCCCCUUUUGUGUGUACGCUUCUUUUUUUCGCGAGUGCAACUUCUUUUUUCCUACCACAUUAUAAAAACACACAGCCACCAAUUAAUUUCCCUCAGUGCAUCGAGCGUCACUGAAUGGAUUUGAGUGGAGCUAAGAAGACACUGCGUUAGUUCAUUCUUCAAAUAUAUUUUUGUUUUAUUGUUUUUUCGGGAAAAGACUCGAGAAAGUGUGAUAAAACCCACCCUGAGUAACAUACAGAAAAAGAACUCUUGGAAUAAUGAUGCGAAUCAUCUGCGGUGUCCUCCUGAUUGUGCUGUCCGUGGCAGCAGAUCAGGAGUUUAUGAGUCCAGGUGUUCGUGCAGCCAUACGGGUGUACGAUGAGUGUCAGCGUGCCGAGGCUGGAUUCAGUGUGUGCCUUAAGAAGAAGGCCAUCACGUUCAUUGAUCGUGUGACCAAAGUGGAUGCCAUAAAUGUCGGUGAGGGUGUUAGGAUAGUCCGCAGUGCUGACAGCCCGGUGGUGGAUGUACCCAAAUCUCUCGGUGAGGAUUUGGAAAAGAGUCUACCGCGAAAUGCUGAGGCAAGGGAUGAAGCACUCACCACACUCCUUGCGGAUCGUGUUGCGCGCUUCCUCAGCAGCAGAACAGUCAUGGUCACCCUGCCCAAAGUCUCUCCAGAUGAAAUUGGUCGGUCAGUUGAAGAAGGCCGUGGUAAAAUGAAGAAGAUGAUGAGCAUGAUGAUGAUGGGCUUCGCUAUGAAGAUGGCAGCAAUGAUCCCCGUAGCGAUAGCUGGACUGUACGUGCUCGCGGGCAAGGCGCUGAUAAUCUCCAAGAUUGCCCUCCUCCUUGCUGGAAUAAUUGCACUGAAGAAACUUCUGUCGCAGAAGAACAGUGGCGGCGGAGGUGGUGGCGGUUGGUCGAGUGGUGGAUCAGGUGGUGGAUGGUCUUCCGGGGGUGGUGGUGGCCACGGCGGUGGAUGGGACAGGAGGUCUCUGGAAGCCCAGGAUCUUGCCUACAGAGGAUACAUUACACAGUAAACAAGCAAAUCUUCCUCCCAUAUUUUUGUUGACCUCCAAGAGAUCUCUCUAAAUCUUCUAUUUAAUUCUAUAAGGAAGAUCAUAUUGGUUUUCCACCUGCCUCAUCUACAAAAAAAACUACUCUUCUUUCCCGCCACUCUCUAGCUAAAUAUUUAUUUGCUCUAAACAUGUUUACACAUUUCAUUUGAACAUUCCUCAACCACCCACAAUCUCCAGCCGAUAUUUACACAGUAGAAGAAUUAUUAGGAAUCUCCAAUCAAUAAGACAAUUAUCUUCCUCUCUUUUACAACAAAAAGUUGCAGGUGAAAAGAUAAUUGGUCAAAAGUGAAUUGUACAAUUGCAGAUGAGAAAUUUCACACUAAACAAAUUAUAAGGGUAUUUUAUAAUUUUUUUUCUUUCUCUAUAAUAUGAAGAAUGUUAAACAAUUUAAUUUAAAGAUGAAGAAAAAAUCCUAAUAUACAUUGUUGAUGCCAAAUCAUUAAUAGAGCGGACAAAAUUUAGUGUGAAUUUUUAUUUAUUUAUUUUCAUUUAAUUUUAAAUAAGUCUUUCUUCAAUCUCUUAAUUUGUUAUUUAAUUAGAAUGUCAAACGGAAAGUUUGAAGAAACGAACGGCAUUAUGAGUGCUAUUUCUGCUAUAAAAAUUUAUCUCUUUACUAUUUAUUUGUUGUUAUUGUAUUUAUAUAUUUAUUUAAUUGUAUGUUUUUGUUACUCUACUUAAUGAAUCCUAAAUUUAAUUAACAGUAAGUUUAAAAUAACAUAUAAACUCUUCAAAAAUUCCCCAACUGUAACAUCCAUAAUAAUCUCCCUCUUCUACCUCUUCCAUCUCCUUUUCGACCAUCUCUGUAUUCUGUGUCAAAUUUUACCUGUAAGAUUUAUAAAAAAAAGGAAAGAAAGAAGAAGAAGCUUCUCAAGCUUAGACUGUUGAAGAGAAUCAGUAAUAAAGAAAAUAAAUACAACUUGACAGAAAA